AUGUCGCUCCGUCGCUCCCUGCGUUCCCGCGCGGGGAUCAACGACCAAAUGAGUACGAUAGGUAUUAACGACCCUCCCAGGUCCAGACGAAGCACCCGCGCGGCUACUGCUUCUUUCACCCCCGCAGUGACGGCGGUGUGUGUUCCAUCGAAGGCAUCUGGAGGCUCAUCGAAGCGAUCGAUGCAUUUGACUGUCAAGAUGCCCUCUAACAAGCUCAGAGAGGUCACCGGGGGAAGCACCCGGGGGGCGCCUGCCACCCGGCGCUCGGUGAACGUCUUCACAGAGAACCCCAUCAUCACGGGGCCUCGCACUAGUCGGCCCAGGAAGAAGCUGGUAGAGGUAGACACCAGUGACGAGGAUGACCUCGAUGACCAGGAAGAGGACGAGGUCGACGACGACGAAGAUGCUCCGGGUGAGGAUGAGGAAGAUGAAGAUGAGGAUGAAGAGGACGAGGAGGAGGACGAGGACCUCGAUGCUGAUGGAGACCUCGACAUGGAUGAUGCCCCUCCGCAACCUCCCAUUCCCAAGCGACAUGCGAAAGCGGCGGCGGCGGCGGCAGCAUCUGCUCCUAGUGUGAAGGCAGUCAAGAGUGUCGAGGCGAAAGAGAUGGGGUUGGAUGAUGACGACGAUGACGACGAUGAGGAGUUAUCGGAGCCGGAUACCGAUGCUGAGGGCGAGCCCGACGAUCAGGACGAGAGUAUGCUGAUGACCGGCAAUGGUGGCGAGGAGCUGGAUGAGGAGGAUGAGGAGGAUGACCUUGACAGUGACGGAACUCCGACUGCGGAUCUCACUCGCAUGACCAAACGACAGCGCGGGAACCUGGGCAAUGACUUUUUGCAACUCCCCAUGGAACCUCAGGUGAAGAAGCACCUGACCGCAGAGGAGCGCGCCAUGCGCCGCGCGGAGAUGGCUCGUCGACGCAAGAACCUCAGCGAGAAGCGAAACGAAGAAGAGAAGAUGGACACCAUCAACCGACUACUGCGCAAGCAGGCGCCCAAGCGAAGAGGACGCAUUCCCGCCGCCGAGGCCGCCGAGAAUGCAUCUGCAGAUCAAGAGAUCCAGGAAGCGUACCAGAAGCCGGACCCGACGAUGGUCCGCUGGGUCAGUGGUCGCAACGGCAGCCGAGUGGGCGUGCCCGAAGAGUGGAUCGGCACGCCGGCUGCGCAAGUCUUCGGCGUUGGACCUGGCAAGCUCGUCCAAGAGGUAUAG
Aspergillus homomorphus CBS 101889 is the source of this 1209-nucleotide messenger RNA. RefSeq names its product PAPA-1-like domain-containing protein. The record is from RefSeq and is a predicted model, not a curated record. Gene Ontology annotation, cellular component: Ino80 complex. Bases 1 to 1209 code for a protein of 402 amino acids. The transcript has 3 exons. Gene Ontology annotation, biological process: chromatin remodeling. Lineage: Eukaryota; Fungi; Ascomycota; Eurotiomycetes; Eurotiales; Aspergillaceae.